AUGGAUAAAAGUUGGAUGACAAUGGGUAAGACACCCGAUGGCAGAUUAAGUCAUCCAUAUAUUGAAGGGGUGAAUGCAUUUAUUAAUUCUGCAAGAGCGGUUGUGGACUUGAGUGGUAAUAUUCCGUGCCCAUGUAUCCACUGUGUGAAUUGCUAUCGACAAUCUCCUCAAAUUGUGCGUAUCCAUUUGCUUCAUCGUGGAAUUAUGCAAUCUUACAUUAAUUGGUAUAAUCAUAGAGAACCUCGUGUAUUGAACGAGAAUAUUCAUGAUAAUGAAAUGUCGAAUGGUGAUCAUAUGGAUGGUAUCGAUGCCUUGGUAGAUGACCGAAUUAGAGGGGAACCAAGAAAUGCAACCAAAGAUGAGGAGGUGCGUCAUUUUGACAAACUUGAGGAAGAUGCAAAACGUGAGUUGUAUCCGGGUUGCACUGAUUAUAGUAUCCUGAAGUUUGUUAUUGAGAUGUUGAAUGUAAAGGUAAUGAUCAACUUGAGUAAUAAGGGACUUGAUAUGAUGCUAGAAUUGCUGACAAAAGUUUUACUGAAAGGUAACUUGGUUCCAAGGUCAACUUAUGAAGCAAAGAAGAUAUUACGUGAUUUGGGCAUGUCAUACGAGCAUAUAGAUGCAUGCAAAAAUGAUUGUGCAUUAUUUUGGAAGGAAAAUGAAAAUCUUGAUAAAUGUCCAGUGUGUGAGGUGCCUAGGUACAAAGAUACACGUACUCAAGAUAAGAAAAUUCCUCAUAAAGUAUUGCGUUACUUUCCGUUGACACCAAGAUUGAGGAGAUUGUACAUGUCAGGCCAAAGAGCUAAGGACAUGAGAUGGUAUAUGGACAAACGUGUGGACGAUGGGAUAAUGAGGCAUCUGGCUGAUAGUGAGGAGUGGAAGGAAUUUGAUAUGCAACAUCCUGAUUUUGCCCUCAAACCUCGCAAUGUAAGGUUAGGGUUGGCUACAGAUGGAUUUAAUCAUUUUGGGAAUAUGAACAAUAAUUAUAGUAUGUGGCCUGUAAUACUUAUCUCCUAUAAUCUACCGCAUUGGUUGGUUAUGAAGGAGCCAUAUUUUAUGUUGUCCUUACUUAUUCUCGGUUCCCAUCAACUGGGGAAUGAUAUUGAUAUUUAUUUGAAAACAUUGGUUGAUGAGUUGAAGGAGUUGUGGGAAGAAGGUGUAGAAACUUAUGAUGCUUAUAGUAAAGAGCAUUUUCAGAUGCGUGCAACUUUGUUGUGGACAAUACAUGACUAUCCUGGAUUUGGUAACAUAUUCGGGUGGAGGACAAAGGAUUAUCAUUCUUGUUACACUUGCAAUGAUCAACCAUAUUCAGAAGUUUUGGAAAGUAAAAUUAGAUUCAUUAAUCAUCGAGCUUAUUUACCUAUGGAACAUCGUUGGAGACAUAGUCGGUUGCAUAAUGGUUUACCGGAGAAACGGAAGAGAUUUUUAGAGUUACAAGUGGGAAAGAUACAAGAGCAGCUAGAUAGAAUGCCAAAUAUAAUUUUAGGAAAGCAUCCAAGUAACAAGAAGAGACAACUCAUUGGGGAGCCAAAUUGGUCAAAGGUAAGUAUUUUGUACAAGCUUCCAUAUUGGAAAAAUAAGAAGUUUAAGCACAACAUUGAUGUCAUGCAUGUGGAGAAGAACAUUAGUGAGAGUACUUAUGGUACUUUGUUGGGCAUUGAGAGGAAAAAUAAGGACACUGACAAGGCACGGAUAGACUUACAAAAUAUGAAUUUCAGGCACACGUUGCAUUUGAAACAACGUCCUGAUGGAUCAUAUGACAAGCCUCGGGCUUUCUUUUCAUUAAGCCCCAAUGAAAGAGAUGGUUUUUAUGACUUUUUGAAAUCAGUCAAGUAUCUGGAUGGCUAUACAGCCAACAUAUCAAGGUCAGUGAAUGCAAAAAAUAGUAGAUUAUCUGGCAACUUCUUCCAAGACUUAUGCUCAAGGACCCUAAAGCGGAGUGAAUUGGAGAAACUAGAAGAACGUAUAGUUCUUAUACUAUGCAAGCUUGAGAGGUUCUUGCCUCCAGCAUUCUUUGAUGUUAUGGUCCACCUUGCUGUUCACUUGCCUCGAGAAACAAUUCUAGGAGGCCCGGUACAAUAUCGGUGGAUGUAUCCAAUUGAAAGGUAUCUUGGAAAAUUGAAAAGAUACGUUUCCAAUCGAGCUCGACCAGAAGGUUCGAUUGCAGAGGCUUACAUUCUUAAAGAAUGUAUUAACAACUGGUCUUUGUAUAUUGAUGGGAUCGAAACUGUUCAUAAUCGAAGAGAAAGAAAUGAAGAUUUUGGUGAAUCUAGCGAAGGAUUGAUAGUUUUUUCACAGACUGCCCGACCUACAGGUGGUAGGCGAAAUGAUGGCGACUUCUCUCGUGCAUUACUUGAUAUUGCUCAUUGCGAAUACAAAAGCACAUUGCAUAAUCCUACUAGAGAAGCCAUAACUCAAAUCCAACGACAAGAGUUUCCCAAGUGGUUUAGAGAACGUAUGAAUAGAUUGAAAGUUAACGAUUCAUCAGAAGCUACUAAACAGUUAUGGUCAUUAGCAAAUGGUCCUAAACCGUAUGUGAAGGAGUACACAGUUUGUAUGGUCAAUGGUGUAAAGUUCCAUACAAGGGACCUAGACAAUCGUCGUGUAACCCAAAACAGUGGUUGUGAAUGGUACAAUACUGGUACCAAUGGUCGAAGGAGAAUGAUACAAACCGAUGCACACUGCACAAACAUUGAUGUUACAAGUCGAUGGGGAGUGUUUGAUGUCCCGGAAGUCGGGGGCGGAGAAUCCAAUGAUAAUACAGAAGAUAGUGACGCAUUCCAACAAGAAGCAAUUGUUGAUGUUGUCCCUAUCAAUGUUGAAGACAAUAUUAUUGAGUAUUGUAUGGGUGAUGUUGAAACUGAGAUUGUUUCUGAAGGUGGAACUUCAAGAGAUGCUAAUCAAAAUGAAGAGCAUGACAUACCUGAUGUUGAUCUUGAUAUGAAUUAUGAUAUGUAG
This is a messenger RNA of Quercus lobata, 2955 nucleotides long. RefSeq lists its product as uncharacterized. The transcript has 7 exons. The record is from RefSeq and is a predicted model, not a curated record. The coding region runs from base 1 to 2955 and encodes 984 amino acids. Lineage: Eukaryota; Viridiplantae; Streptophyta; Magnoliopsida; Fagales; Fagaceae.